AUGGCUCGUGGUCAGACGUGGAGUGACGAGGAGGUAAAGGCUCUCAUACAAGUCUGGUCAGACGAAAGUAUUUUGCAGUUACUUGUGAACACUCACAAGAACAAUGAGGUUUACAGGCUAAUCUGUUUGAAAUUGGAGAAGUUGGGAUUCUAGCGCACAGCUGAACAGUGCCGCAACAGUCAAAAACUUUGCCAACAAUACAUAAAAGUACGUGACAUGCUCAGGAAAAGUGGCAGUUCAGGAGACUUGAAGGACAAGUAUCCUUGGUAUGAUGAACUAGAUGUUGUUCUUGGCACUCGACCCACGAGCAGCCCACAACAUGUGCUGGAGUCCUACCGAUCAGAGACUCCGCCGCCAUCCACCCUGGCACAGAGUGACUCCGAAACCACAGAGAUGGCUCAGGACUCAGAAAAAAGUGAUAAACGUGACACUGACUGUGAAAUUGAAGAGGCAGCCACCACAAGCUCCCAGGUGGAUGAAGAAAGUGGCCAACCAAGGCUGGCUGUACCUGGGGCUCAGAAAAGAAAGAAAAAGACAAAGGCUGACAGGUUGGAGAAAUUGUUAGAGAGCUACCUGGAUGAUGAGAGAAAAAGCGAUGAGGAUGAAUGCAAAAGAAUGAAGCAGGAGUCUGCAUCUUUUGCGAACUUCUUAAAAAUGAAACAGCAAGCUAAAGAAAGACAUUUCGGGACAGCGGGACAGCCCAUCUGCUGCUGUUUCACCGAGUCUUGGGUGUGUGGGCGACAAGGAGACCAUGGCUGUCGACGGCUAGCGAAGCAGCGGCCCGUGAACGCUACAUCGUGGGGCAGCCAGCUGCUGCGCCUCUGA
Molecule: messenger RNA, 825 nt
Organism: Nematolebias whitei (Rio pearlfish)
Lineage: Eukaryota; Metazoa; Chordata; Actinopteri; Cyprinodontiformes; Rivulidae
Product: zinc finger and SCAN domain-containing protein 20-like
Source: RefSeq, a predicted model, not a curated record